This is a messenger RNA of Penicillium riverlandense, 297 nucleotides long. RefSeq lists its product as uncharacterized. Bases 1 to 297 code for a protein of 98 amino acids. The record is from RefSeq and is a predicted model, not a curated record. The transcript is spliced from 2 exons. NCBI's taxonomy places the organism in Eukaryota, Fungi, Ascomycota, Eurotiomycetes, Eurotiales, Aspergillaceae.
AUGGCCCGCCUGGAUCGUAUGGUCGUCGCUCGCCUGCGACUCCACGUAUGUCUGUUCGAGCUGCUGUAUAAGCUCGUCGACCAAUUUGGCGCGUGGCGGCGGCGGCGCUACGCGCAGCAAAUAUCGAUGGAUGAUCUUAGCGUCGUUGCUCGCGUAAAACCCCUUGUGGUACUUGGUGGCGAAUACGAUGAGCCCAUCUUCCACGAAUAUAUUGCGGUGCCCCCUAUCGGUGUUGCGAUGGCGGAUACUCAACAACUCUGGUGCGCGUCCGGGCUGGCCGGCGGUAACAUGGACUAG